CUCUAUUUGAAAACAUUCGCGCAUUGAUAAAACAAGUGUAGUGAAUAAAAAUACGGUUCUUCGGUUGCUCGCUCCGGCAUCUCCAUCCCCAAAUGGAACAUGACUUCAGUAAAAACAUGAACAACCACUCAUUGACCUCUUAGAACCGUUGAAUCGCACACGAUGGAGCAAUGCAAUAACGAUCGUCCUUGUGUUAUCAGUAGUGGAAACUUUUUUCCUCAGAAUUCCAAGUCGAAACAGCAGCAGCAGCAGCAGCAUUCGCAGCAUCAGCAGCAACAGCAACACCAGCACCAACAGCACCAGCAGCAGCACCAACAGCACCAACAGCACUCACAGGCAAUCAGCAAGCAUCUAACGCAAAAGGAUGACCCGCACCUGCACAGCCCGCACCAGGACCAGUCGUCACUCGGCGAGAUCGAGGUGAUUCUCGUGCAGCAGCACAAACAGGACGCCCUAUCGGUGAUCAUCCAUCCGCAGGAGAGCAUGCAGCAGAUCAACAUGUGCCUGGGCAGCCAGAACCCGGGCUCGGUCGACUCGAUGAUGUCGUCCGACUUCCAGACGCUCUCGCCGAUGCACGACCGCGACUCGCCGGUCAGCCUCAGCACGAACACCUCGUACGCGACGCUCACGCCGCUACAACCGCUGCCACCCAUCUCGACGAUGUCGGACAAGUUCGCCUACUCGAUCGGGGGCAACAUCUGCGAGGCAUUCCCGGGCAUCGGCAGCGGGGCGGUCGGCGUCAACAUCGAGAUCAACUCGUGCUACAACCUGGAGAAGCUCGGCGUCAUCCACUCGCCGGUGCAUCUCGGCUCGGUGCAGGAGCUCUCGCCGGACGUGCAGGACGUGCUGCAGCAGGAGAAGCAUCAGCAUCACCAGCAUCACCAGCACGUCGUGCUGAAGGAUAGUGGCAAGCUACCGGACCAUCUCACCACCACCAGCAGCACCACCAACACCACCACCAACACCAAUCACCACCAUCACAACAACAACAACAACAACAACAGCAACAACAGCAACAACAACAACAUCGGUGCCGCCUCUGCCUCGUCGUCCUGCUCCUCCGACAAGGAGCUCGACGAUGGCAAGGGCGAGUGCAUUCUAGUCUCUCGUGCCUCACCGCUGCCCUCGAGCCUCGACGAUCGGUUCCUGGGCGGGGGAAGUGGUGGAGGAGGUGGUGGCGGUGGGAAAUCGUCCGAGCACGGGCGGCAUCCGAAGGACGACAGCGAUCAGUACACGGUGGGCACGGUGCAAUAUCUCGACCAGCACUCGGACGUGGUGCUGCACAGCGGUACCAACGGGUCCGGGCCGGGCGGAGGGGGCAGCGGUGGUGGUGGUGGGGGCAGCGGUCUCGGGAGUGUGCUUGCUGGCGGUGGCAAAGAUCACCAUCAGCACCAUCACCAUCAGGCGGUGUUUCUUAACAAGUCUUUCAGUUCAAAAACCAACAACAUAAGCGACCUUAAUCUGUGUAAAGAGAUUGUUAUCGACGACGUGUACGACGAGUCCGAGCUCGACCACGUCAAGCUGGAGGAGAAGAAGCUAGAGGAAUCGUGCAAUCAGCAGCUGGCGAACGGGAUCGGAGGCGGCGGCAGCAGCAGCAGCGGGGGCAAGAGCUCGUCCUGCGUGUCGCUCGGUGGCGACGUCGGCUGCAUCAACGGCGACAUCGAGGAGAUCAACACCAAGGAGCUGGCGCACCGGAUCAGCUCCGAGCUGAAGCGCUACAGCAUCCCGCAGGCCAUCUUCGCGCAAAGGGUCCUCUGCCGGUCGCAGGGCACGCUGUCCGACCUGCUGCGGAACCCCAAACCCUGGUCGAAGCUGAAGUCUGGCCGCGAGACGUUCCGCCGGAUGUAUAAAUGGAUACAGGAGCCAGAAUAUCAGCGAAUGUCCGCACUGAGGCUCGCAGCAACUCAAUCGGCGAAACCAGUUAACUCUAAGAAGCCGGAGGAACCGGAACCUCACGUUAUGAUGGGACACACGAAAAAACCUCGACUGGUGUUUACAGAUCUGCAGAGAAGGACCCUUCAGGCAAUUUUCAAAGAAACUAAGCGGCCUUCAAAGGAGAUGCAAGUUACUAUCGCACGCCAGCUGGGCCUGGAGCCCACCACGGUCGGCAACUUCUUCAUGAACGCCCGGCGACGCUCGAUGGAUAAGUGGAAGGACGAAUCGUCGAAAGGCCGGGGCGGUAGCGACAAUGUUAUACUAGAGCACCUGAAGGACGAUUCGUCCGAUGAGAAUCUGGGCUACGAUAGUGCGUUCGUGUCCGGCGACGGCCCGCUGGAGCACAACUAUCAGCAGCACGUUCUCAACUAAGCAAAUCUUAAAUCAAUUCCCUUAUUUAAUUUAUUAAAUUAACUAGAAAAAAGAAACUAAUACAAAGACAAGAAAGAUAAAAAAAAAUCCGAAAGCAAAAUCACUACAAAAAUUUAGUAGAACAAGAUGCCCCCGGAUGCGAGGAUGUUGACACUUGAAGAAGUUGACUUAAGGCGGACGGAGGAAAAGUUGAAACAAGUUAGAAUGAAAUCAAUGCUAGAUAAAGCAAACCAAAUGAAAAGAUUUAAAAAAAACAACAGCAAGCAGCUACCACAAAAACAUAAACAUACACACGAACAAAUACACAUAUAUACACAAACACAAAAGAAGCACUCACACGCAUACUGAAAAUGUACACUUUCAGCCAGAAGUAAUUGCAAAUGAAGAUUAAGUAGGAUUAUUCAAAGUAAUUGGAGCAACAAAAAAAGGUAAAAUAUAUGUAAGGCGCAAAAUCGGAAUAAAACAAAAGCUGCAAAGAGAAUGUUCUAAUUUCCAACAAAUCACGUCUGGAAAAGAGAAAUGUGGAAGAAACAAGUCAAGCUAGAAAGGAAACAUAAAACAUCGUAGUUGUGUGCUAACAAAAAGAAAGCUUGUGAGAUAAUAUUGUAUGAAUUUUCCGUUUUGUUUGCUGAUCAAAUGAAGUACGUUUGGUUUCAAUUUAUCCGUAAAUUGAACUAAUAAUUAAACAAAAGUAAUAUGAGGGACGGUAGUUGAAAAACGUAAACAAACAAACUCGUUCAUGAGCACUUUUCGUCGAAACAGUACAUUCCUCUAGCUUUACACACCUUGUAUUACGUUACGUGACGAUAGAUUGACUUAUUUUAAUGAAGAAAGAAGAAAAAACACACAUUGACACCUAUACUGACACAGAAUACCAAACAUAUAAUUGAAAGCCUCCCGUAGAGUUUGGCUGUCUAUCCCCCCUCCCCCCCUCUCUAUCGCACGCGGAAGUACUACCGAUUUUCCCGGAGAAGAAAAAAAAAUUAGCGAAAGAGACAUCAACAAACAAAUGAAAAACAAAUCCUGCAAAAUGUAACUCACCAACAACUAGGAGUAGUAAAAAAAACACAACUGAAAACCAAGCAAAACCAAACAAGAGAAAAUUCCAAAAAUUGUACAUGUACUGUAAAA
Messenger RNA from Anopheles coustani, 3438 nucleotides. It is a transcript of the gene onecut, whose product is annotated as homeobox protein onecut. The coding region runs from base 163 to 2307 and encodes 714 amino acids. The record is from RefSeq and is a predicted model, not a curated record. Gene Ontology annotation, molecular function: RNA polymerase II cis-regulatory region sequence-specific DNA binding; DNA-binding transcription factor activity, RNA polymerase II-specific. The transcript has 5 exons. Lineage: Eukaryota; Metazoa; Arthropoda; Insecta; Diptera; Culicidae. Gene Ontology annotation, cellular component: nucleus. Gene Ontology annotation, biological process: regulation of transcription by RNA polymerase II.